UCGAGAAAAAAAAAAUCGAGCUCUCUCCAGCUCAACUGUACUCCGGCUCUUCUCUUCAAACGCUACCACCAAACGAGAGAGAGAGAGAGAGAGAGAGAGUUUAGGGGAAACCCUGCAUCUCUGACUCUCUGCGACGCUCUACUACUUUGCUGUUUGACAGUCAGGGUAGUAAAAUUGUUUUCGUGUGGUUCAUCACAGAAAGAAAUUCUUUACCUUUAGUUGUGUACUAGAAGGCUCAAUGGGGGAUGCAAAAAAUGACCUCUAUCCUUCUAAAAAGAGGGUUGCAGGGAGGGAACUCUCUAGGGAUAACCCAGGUCUUGAUGAUGAAGAAGAUGGUCCUGAACAGGAGAUUGGGACCUUCAAGAGAGCCAGUGAUGAAGUGUUGGCAACCAGAAGAUUUGUUAAGGUUCGCCACAAGCAACCACCAUCGUCUCCCUCUUUUAAUCCCUUUGCUUCGAUUCACCUGGUACCUCCUCCUACUGAAUCCAGUGUAAAACCAGCUGGUGAUAUGCCUGAAGCUCAUGCAAAUGCUGAGAAGGAAGUGUCUAAGAGUGUAGAUGAAAAGAGUAAUGCAGAUAAGGAAACUGAAAAGCGUCCCGAAGCAAAUGACCCUAAGGGACAAGACAAGAACAGUCUGAAAUUAGAAAACAAGAGUGUUGGCACAGAGGUUGAAUCUGAUGCCAAUAAGGAGAAAGAAAGUCCUACUUCUGAGGCAACUAAACCAGAGAAAAGUGAUGAAAAUGAAACAGCUGCAGGUGAAGAAACAGAAAAACAAAACAGCUGUAAAGAUACAUCUCAAGUUGCUGAAUCUGUAGCUGAUAAGGAGAAAGAAAGUCCUGCCUCUAGGGCAACCAAACCAGAGAAAAGUGAUGAAAGUGAAGCAGCUGCAGGUGAAGAAACUGAGAAAGAAGACCGCUAUAAAGAUACAUCUCAAGUUGCUACAGCAGAAACCGAGAAGGAAGCUGAGAAAGACAAUGUGUCUCCAGUUGUAGCAGCAGCUCAUCUAAGUGCAUUCCAACCACUUUCAAGUAGCCAAAAUGCAUUUACAGGGCUUGCUGGAACUGGAUUUUCCAGUUCGUCUUUUUCUUUUAGUGCAAUACCAAAAGACGAGCCCGCAUUUGGUUCUGGUUCUGCACCUCUUUUUGGCCUGAAGAAUGACAAACCAUCUUCUUUUUCUUUCAGUUUUGGUAACUCAAAUAAUGGGAAACCUUCCCUGUUCGGAACUAUAGAGGCAUCCACUGUUACUAAGAGUGAGGGUAGUAGUGUUGCAUCCAUGCAGGAAGUGCCAGUUGAGACAGGAGAAGAAAAUGAAAAGGCAGUUUUCAUUGCUGAUGCCAUCCUGUUUGAAUAUCUUGAUGGAGGAUGGAAAGAACGUGGAAAGGGUGAACUCAAGGUGAAUGUUUCUACAACAGGCACCGAGAGAGCUAGGCUUGUUAUGAGGGCCAGGGGGAACUACAGGUUGAUCUUGAAUGCAAGUCUUUAUGCAGACAUGACGCUUGCAAAUAUGGAUAAGAGAGGCAUCACUUUUGCUUGCAUGAAUAGCAUUGGUGAAGGUAAGGACGGACUCUCUACAUUUGCUUUGAAGUUUAAGGAUGGUUCUAUAAUGGAAGAGUUUCGUACAGCCGUUACAACACACAAAGGAAGAAAGACCACAGUUCUGAAGACACCAGAAAAUUCUCCGAAGGCAUCUGAUGAUUGAAUAGUGCAGUGUUGAUUCCAAAACGGAUCAUAUCUUUUGAAACUUUGCCAUGAGUAGUAGCUGAUGGAGUCUUUAUUUUUCUUUAAAUUCAGUACAUUGUAACUUCCUAUAGAGUCAUAUCCAAUUGGUUGUUAUUUAUCUGCAAUCUUGUCUUUGGCAGUAUUUUCCCAUCUCUUUUUCUUUUCCUCUCUUGGAGAUUGAACCUGCAGAAAUUUGCAGUUCCGGAUAUAUGUGCUAAUUGUAUUGCCCGAGAUAAAUUUUCAGAACAGUUGUCAACUGGAAAUCACAAAAUACUCUCAGGCAUGUGUUAAAUGAUGAAACUUUGUCUGUGGUUUACCUCCAA
Messenger RNA from Nelumbo nucifera (sacred lotus), 2042 nucleotides. NCBI's taxonomy places the organism in Eukaryota, Viridiplantae, Streptophyta, Magnoliopsida, Proteales, Nelumbonaceae. The record is from RefSeq and is a predicted model, not a curated record.